AUGCAGCGAAUUAAACGUUCUGAGACAAUUUCUAACGAUGAAAUCGGUUUACAAACACAGCUUCGACAAUCCAAGCUAUUUCAGCAUCACCGUGGUAAUCCUUUUCACUCUGCAAUUCCUGUAUCCUCGCCACUCUACUUAGCUUGUCAAAACAACGAUCUAGCACUUGUAGAGUCAUGUCUGAAAAAAAUGAAACCUGAAGAAAUUGACUUUCAAUAUCCACCAAACAAUGAAACUGCCCUACAUGUAGCAACACGAAAUCAGCACAAGGAAAUUAUUCGAACUCUUUUAUUUUACGGCGCACAACGAUCACUAAGAAAUGCACAUGACCAACAAGCUUAUCAACUGGCAGAAACCGAUGAAAUCAAAGAUUUAUUUAAACGUCAAAAAUCAUCCCGUUUUGCAUUUCUACAUAGUCGCUGUAAAACGACUACCUUGUCUCAAAGCAAGAUUAAAUGUGAAAGUUGUUCACUGGUAAAUGAUAAUACUUUCUAUGAAUGGGAAUUAGUUGAUCGAAAUGCAUCACAGAAAGCACUGAGAUUUCGUCAUGAAUUGAAACCGUCUACAUCAAUGAAAGAAAAAGAGUUGAAGCAAAGACUUUAUUCAAUAAAGAAAGGUUAUAUCAAUGCACGCCUACAGGAUGUUUCUGCAGUAGAUGGUGCACGUAUAUGUAAUUAUUUUAAGCGUGCACUGCUUCAACAAGAUCCGUACUAUAUUAUAACUGCAUAUACCAUUUGUCAAAAUUUUUCAGAGUUAUUAAACAAAGAUAUGGCACGUAAUGUUAUACAUGAUUUGAAAAAUGGUUGUAGCAAGUUUUCUUGUGAUUGUCUCUAUUCAACAGAAGAUGGCACUAAAUCAAUUACAAAUAUUCUUCUUCACCAUCCAAAGUUUCAAAAAGUCAGUUUCAAAGGUGAAGUCUAUCGUGGUAUUGUCGUGCCUAAAAAUACUCUAGAUCAUUAUAAAGUUGGUUCUUAUAUUAUUACAACUACGUUUCUCUCAACAUCAAAGGAUCCUGCUGUUGCACAAGCAUUCUGUGAUAAAGGAUCAGCAAAUCCAACUAUGCAUUCAUUCUUCUGUAUUUAUGAAAUACUUAAUGACAAUCGUAGUGGUCUUGAUAUAUCGAAAAUAUCAGAAUUUGAAGAUGAAAAUGAAGUAUUGAUCUUGCCGUACUCAGCUUUUCUUAUUACAAAGAUUGAAGAAGGACCAGAAACAACAAAUAUUUAUUUGAAAGAACAUUGUUUAAAACACAUGUUUGGUAACGACGGAUCACAAGAAUAUUCUAUUCAGUCGAUUAUGCGCCCAGUAGAACUUGUCCGAAGCAGUCUAUUGAAUAACAUAAGUGAAAUAGUUUUGCAAGAGGAUGACGGUAUAAGAUUACGAUCAAAGACGAUGCCUGCGUUAGAGACAAAUUUUUAA
Rotaria sp. Silwood2 is the source of this 1416-nucleotide messenger RNA. NCBI's taxonomy places the organism in Eukaryota, Metazoa, Rotifera, Eurotatoria, Philodinida, Philodinidae. The record is from the annotation of a GenBank genome assembly.